AUGUUAAAAACUAUUAUAAAAUGGAGACUUUUUCCAGAAAUAAAACAUAACUCGUGGAGUUCUAAAAAUUCUGAUGAAGAUUUUACAACUUCGAUUAAUACUUUUAAUACUAUCAUAGACUCUGAUGAUAUUGUAACUUCAUCAAGUGCUACGAGUGCGCAGGAUGAUUCAGAAGACGAUAAAUUUAUAACUCCACCUAAUAAUUUUGGUACUCAUUGGACAGGUUUUUUAUGUUCAAAGCAAGUUAAAAAUACUAAAUCACGUCGAUAUAAUGCCAAGUGUUCAUAUUGUAACAAGGUAUUUGAAGCACGAAAAGAAGCAAUGAUAAGUUAUAUAACAAAUAUCUGUCAAAAAAUAUUAGCUGAUGAUAAAAUACUUUAUAUACGAAAAAUUAAUAAAAAAAAUCCUGAAAAUAUAUCCAAGUCUUACCCAGAUGAAGAUAUAGAUAUAUCUUCAAAAAAACGUAAAGCUACCUUGACAGACUUUUUCAACAAGGCUUCAAUUUCACCAGAUAAAAUUAAUGAGCUUUAUACUUUAUUAUUACAAUCAUUAAUCUAUAGUAAUGUUCCAUUUCGAUUUGUUGAAAAUCCAUUUUCUGCUUUAUUUUUAAAAAAAUUAUACUCAAGUUAUAAUUUACCUUCAAGAUAUAUAUUAACACAUAGAAUAAUGCAAGCAGAAUAUGCAAGAGUAUUAUUAGAAAUGGUUGACCGCCUUGAAGAAUCUAAUGAUUUAACUCUUUCUCUUGAUGCAAAUAAUUUAUUAAUAGCUAUUGAAACUUUAUUAAAAAAUAUAAACUUAGAUUUUAACAAAAUUAUUGCAUUAGUUACAGAUAGUCCUUCGGUUAUGGUACGACUUCGAAAAAAUAUCUCAGAAAAAUAUAAGCAUAUAAUCAGCAUUCGAUUUUGUCUUUCUGUUCAAAAUUAUGAAAAAGGCUUUAAAGCUUGUCUCGAUUAUAUUAAUAACUCUAAUGAAUGUCCCAUUAUUCCAAUUAAGAUUAAAGAAAUAGUUACAAGUCGACGUCACUUUUUAGAGAAUGAGCAAUUAACAAUAAUUCUUAGAUAUAUAGUCGAUGCAAUUGGAAAACUUGAAUUACGUAAUACAACAGUUGGUGAUGUUUUUGCAGAAUUAUAUAAAGUAUAUAAAAAGCUAAAAAUGAGCGAAAAUAGUGAUAUUGAUCAAGAAUUUAUCGAGCAUGCAAAAAAUAUUAUUAAUAUUAGAGCAAAAGAAUUUGAUGAACCAAUAUACUAUUUAAGCUUUUUUUUGCAUCCAAAAUUUCGUAAAAUAGCUGUAUCUAAAAAACUAUCUCUUAAUAAUAUGUUAAUUUAUGCUUUAACAUUCGCUCAAAAAUGGAACUUUACAAGAAAACAAGCUAACCAAAUUUCAGAACAAUUAAACAAUUAUUUUAAUAAUGAACCACCAUAUAAUUCACGUCUUUCUUAUAGAGCUGAAGCAUUAAAAACUUUAGCACUAAAAAUAUUUGCAAUUCAUCCUCAUGCUGCUGGAGUUGAACAGCUAUUUUCAUCCAUGGCAGUAGAAGCUCCUAAAAAAGUUAAAAAUAAUCAAGUAUCAAACAAUACUAAUGAAGAUACAAAUUUUGUAGAAUUAGAAGACUAUGAUACAUUAUUUACCUCAAGUUCCGAUACUAAUGAUGAUAUCGAAUUGGAAAGUGAACUUCAAGAAAUUUAUACAGAAUUUGAAAAUUCAUCAGAUUUAUUUUUAGAACAACUUGUUAAUUUUGAUGUCGAAGAGUUAAUACUAGAAUCAAUUAACAAAGAAAAUAUAACUAAAGCUGAAAUUACAAGUUAA
This is a messenger RNA of Dentiscutata heterogama, 1806 nucleotides long. The record is from the annotation of a GenBank genome assembly. NCBI's taxonomy places the organism in Eukaryota, Fungi, Glomeromycota, Glomeromycetes, Diversisporales, Gigasporaceae.